Messenger RNA from Dicentrarchus labrax (European seabass), 2497 nucleotides. It is a transcript of the gene cyp2r1, whose product is annotated as vitamin D 25-hydroxylase. The record is from RefSeq and is a predicted model, not a curated record. Lineage: Eukaryota; Metazoa; Chordata; Actinopteri; Moronidae. The transcript is spliced from 5 exons. Gene Ontology annotation, cellular component: cytoplasm; intracellular membrane-bounded organelle. Gene Ontology annotation, molecular function: oxidoreductase activity, acting on paired donors, with incorporation or reduction of molecular oxygen, reduced flavin or flavoprotein as one donor, and incorporation of one atom of oxygen; heme binding; iron ion binding. Bases 112 to 1668 code for a protein of 518 amino acids. Gene Ontology annotation, biological process: xenobiotic metabolic process.
GGGGAUAGAAAAUGUGCAAGAUGAUACAUUACAUAUGUGCUUCAGUUACUCUGAGGAGAAGCCGAAGUCAGCCGAGGUAGUCUAGCAGGGAGGACAGAUUUUUUGGAAAAGAUGGUUUCAAUUAAAUCGCCUUCUCUGGUGUCGGUGUCCCGCGAACAGGCUCUGCUUAGUGUGGGCUGCUUGACUGUCGUCCUGCUCGCUUUCCUGUUGGUUCGCCAGCUCGUCAAGCAGAGACGACCCCCGGGCUUUCCUCCUGGUCCAUCUCCCAUCCCUGUGAUAGGGAACAUUCUGUCUCUAGCCACCGAGCCGCACGUCUUCCUCAAGACACAGAGUGAAGUUCAUGGACAGAUUUUCAGUAUUGACCUGGGAGGCAUCUUGACCGUGGUAUUAAAUGGAUACGACUGUGUCAGGGAAUGCCUUUACCAUCAGAGCGAGGUGUUUGCUGACCGCCCGUCGCUGCCUUUAUUCAAAAAAAUGACCAAAAUGGGUGGACUUCUCAAUUGCAAAUAUGGCAGAGGCUGGAUUGAACACCGUAAACUGGCUUGCAACUCUUUCCGUUACUUCGGCAGUGGCCAGAGACAGUUCGAGAGGAAGAUCUCAGAAGAGUGUAUGUUCUUUGUCGAUGCCAUUGACGAACACAAAGGAAAGCCUUUCAAUCCCAAACACCUAGUGACUAACGCUGUGUCCAACAUCACCAACCUGAUCAUUUUUGGGCAGCGUUUUACUUAUGACGACCGCAACUUCCAGCACAUGAUUGAGAUUUUCAGUGAGAAUGUAGAGCUAGCGGUGAGCGGCUGGGCCCUCCUCUACAAUGCCUUCCCUUGGAUUGAGUAUGUGCCCUUUGGAAAACACCAGAAGCUGUUCCGCAAUGCUGCUGAGGUGUAUGACUUCCUACUGGAGGUUAUAAAUGGUUUUUCACAGGGCAGGGUGCCACAUGUACCUCGCCACUAUGUCGAUGCCUAUUUGGAUGAGUUGGAGCAGAACGCAGGAGACCCCAGUUCCUCUUUUUCCUAUGAGAACCUCAUCUAUUCAGUGGGUGAGCUCAUAAUUGCUGGCACAGAGACUACUACUAACACCCUGCGCUGGGCCAUGCUGUACAUGGCCCUCUACCCCAACAUACAAGAGAGGGUGCACAGGGAGAUCGACAGCGUGCUGGCCAACGGGAGGGCGCCUACUUUGGAGGACAAACAGAAGAUGCCGUAUGUGGAGGCUGUCCUGCACGAGGUCCUUCGCUUCUGCAACAUUGUCCCACUUGGUAUUUUCCGUGCCACCUCCCAGGAUGCAAAUGUCAACGGGUACACAAUUCCUAAAGGCACCAUGGUGAUCACGAACCUCUACUCAGUGCACUUUGAUGAGAAGUACUGGAACGAUCCAGGAGUUUUCUCACCACAGAGGUUUCUGGACAGCAAUGGCAACUUUGUGAGGCGUGAGGCCUUCCUGCCGUUCUCUUUGGGGAGGCGUCAGUGUCUGGGCGAACAGCUGGCCAAGAUGGAGAUGUUCCUCUUUUUCACCACUUUGUUGCAGAGGUUUCAUCUUCAAUUCCCUCCAGGAACUGUUCCCACUGUCACUCCCAAACUGGGUAUGACCUUACAGCCCAAACCUUACUCCAUCUGUGCGGUCCGCAGGCAACAGAAAAGUCCCUCCUCAAACACUCCUUAUGACAAGUAGGCAAGCAAGUAUUUAUUACAGCUUGUUUGAGCCAGAAUUUUUAUAUUUUGCACAUGUGAUACACCACAUGAUACCGGUGCAUAAAACUGUAUUAGUUUGGAUUGUUAUGUCCAGUUCUGGUGCAGUACAGUUUUUCCAACGGUCUUUCAGUGGUAAAAUAAGCUCUUUACAUAUGGACAUGUGAUCCAGUUUAUUCAGUUAGUAUCCAGUUUUGUACUGAGCAAUAUGCAUGUUUGCACAAUCCUUUUCAGCUGCAAGGGAGACAAAAGACUCUGCUCUGAAAGGACAUCCUGGGAACACAAGUGUGCUAAUGAUUUAGCUCUCUGUAGCUCAGAGUUGCUCUGAGCCCAGACAAUGAAAUGUCUAUGAACCUUGGUGCGGUAGCGAUGGGUUAGGUAUAUGUCAAUGAUUCAUAGUAAGUACACCUAUGAUGGUUCAUAGCCCUGACUUCUCAGGACAGCUUCAGGUCACACAAAUGACACCACUGAACUGUAUGUGUAGGGGGAAAAUUGGACUUUCCAAGAAAGUUCUGAACUCUGUGUAUUGGAGCUGGACAUGGGCCAAGAUCCACAUCAUCUGGACUGACUCUGACCCCUUCUCCUGGGAAAGAGCUCCAUGAAACAUCUGUCUCUUGGAAAGCAAAUGCAACCCUGGUAGAUUUCUAGAAAAGUACUAUGCAACACUGAUUUCCGCUAAAUGGUGCUCAUCAGUACUGAGAAUGUACUACAUUUACAUUCGAGGUUAACGUUUGUUUGUUUGUUUGUACCUUUUUUGCAAUAUUUGUAGUGUUAGGUUUUUUUGUGUAUUCAUAAAAGUCUUUGUAAAAAGA